Messenger RNA from Cololabis saira (Pacific saury), 1544 nucleotides. RefSeq names its product RD3 like (gene rd3l). The coding region runs from base 379 to 1056 and encodes 225 amino acids. NCBI's taxonomy places the organism in Eukaryota, Metazoa, Chordata, Actinopteri, Beloniformes, Belonidae. The record is from RefSeq and is a predicted model, not a curated record. The transcript is spliced from 3 exons.
ACAAAGCUGCACACUGCACAGAAGAGAGGGGGUGAAAAGAUAGGAAAGGUGACAGCUCUUAGUCAGUUAGCAGUGUGUGACUCUUCUUGUAAAAACUACAUGACAGGAGAAGUGAGAGGACAAGAGAAUAACUACAAGAAAAAAAGAAUACUCGGACACCCAAACGAGAGGCGACUAUUGCCGAAAUUUGGAAUUGGAAACAAAGGGACGUUGUCGACAGCAGGCGAAGGAGCAAAGUUUACAGAGACUGAUCCAUGAAAGAAAGAAGCCAGAGUUUGCACUCAGUGAAAGGCUCAUCUUUACCAAAUCUCAGCAGUCUAACAAGAGUCAGCCAGUGGUUUUUUCAUCCUUUUUAAAGGUUUGUUUGCAACGAGUAUUAUGCCUCUAUUCGGCUGGAUGAAAUGGUCGCAAGAGACAAAAGUGCAAACUCGCGCUGAAACACAAUCUCUGAACAAUUCAGGGGUUGUGCCCAGUCGUAUGCUGAUAACAGAGCUCUUGUGGCAUAUGGAAGAACGAGAACGGCUGGCAAGAGAACUGGAGCGGGGGCACCGGCUGGCCCACAACGCCUUAGGUCUCCACUGGUUUCAGAAGUACCCCAGGUUACGUACCCUCAUUCCUUCAUCGGAGCUACAACAGCUUGAGUUCCUGUGUGCCCAGAUCCCACCUCUCCACACAGCCACAGUCCUCUCCAGAUUUCGUCAAGUGCUGGCCACCAACAACAUAAGGCCCUGGGAGCUGUCAUGUGUCUUCAAGCAGGUCCUGAUGGACUUCAUGAGCCAAAGAGAAUAUGAUCACGAGGACAACCUCUCAGUGCAGCCAACACAUUUCCGACUGAUGGAGGCUUGGACCAGGCGUUAUAAAGUAAAGCAGGCCUUCGUCACACCCACAGUUCCCAACUGCGGAGACCACCUGAGAGAAGAGAUCCCAACCAUCUCUGGAUAUGUGGAUUGGGCCACAAGGCAUUCAGGUUCAUUCACACCCCACAGGGACUGGGACUUUCCAUUUUACCAUGAAGGAACUCACAGGCCAACAGAAGCAUACAGCACAUUAUUGUGAGAAUACACUCUUUACUAAAUGUGUUUAAAACAAGAAAAAAAAACUGCACAACUGCAUGGAGACCAAAUAUCCAAUAAAUAGACCAAUUUGUAUCAGUUGUAGAUAUUACCUGUGACCAGAUGUGAAACUAACAUUAGAUUAGGAUAACAAGUGGUUUAAGUAGUCUUGAUGACAAACCCUAGUUGGUCUUUACAGCUGGCAAUAUAUUUCUAAAGAUAUGAUGUCAGGUAGAUGCAGGGAUUUUAUAUUGAAUGCUAGAAAUGCUUCUGAGUCUAACGAAAUGUUAGCUUGUAAGAGUUUUUCAAAGGGAGUAGAUACAUGUGUGUGACAUUUCAUCAUAGUUUUUAGAGCCCCAAAAAUUAUGUAAGCAAGGAGGGGGGAUAACAGUUGACAAGUCUUUAGUUGCGAAAUAAGUCAAUUUCAGACAGCAGAAGCUGCAGAUCUCUUUAAGGAGAAAAAAUGUAUUUAAUAAAGCUUUUUUUCAAGUU